Uncinocarpus reesii 1704 is the source of this 1614-nucleotide messenger RNA. RefSeq lists its product as uncharacterized. Gene Ontology annotation, cellular component: U4/U6 x U5 tri-snRNP complex. Gene Ontology annotation, molecular function: U6 snRNA binding; protein binding; U4 snRNA binding. The coding region runs from base 1 to 1614 and encodes 537 amino acids. The transcript has 2 exons. Gene Ontology annotation, biological process: mRNA splicing, via spliceosome. The record is from RefSeq and is a predicted model, not a curated record. Lineage: Eukaryota; Fungi; Ascomycota; Eurotiomycetes; Onygenales; Onygenaceae.
AUGAAUCCGGCGCGGAGAGCGUAUGUUGAGGAUGCGACUGACGACACCGAGAUGGGGGGCGUGGACCUGGCCAAUAUUCCUAUGGACCGAGACUACGAGCUCCCCGCGUCUGCUGCUGGAAUAGCGCCUGAAAAGGCGUCUGCGAUCCUCUCUCAGUUCUCGCGGAAAAGAAGAGCAGCCGCAAUCCCUGUGCCGACGGAUGAUGGACGAGUGCGCGUGCGAUUACGGGAGCUCGGGCAUCCUAUAACCCUUUUCGGUGAGGAUACGACAGAUCGACGUGAUCGAUUAAGAGGGUUGCUGCUUGAGCUCGAGGAGCAACAGGAGGCUGUUGCGGCUGCCGGAGAAGCAGGUGUGGAUGUGCAAAUGCAAGAGCCCGAAGCGCAAGAGGAGGGAGAGCAGGAGCAUGAAGAGGAAUUUUACACAGAGGGCACUCGAGACCUUCUCGAAGCUCGGAAAAGGAUUACGCGCUUCUCUCUACCGCGCGCAAAGGCCAGAAUUGAGCUCCAGAAAGAAGAAUCGACAAUACCACUACGGACGCAUAUAAAACACAGGAAAGCCAUCAAGGAGAAAUUACAAAGCUUUGAUCUGUUUGGCUCUCAGCUGGCGGGAGAACGCCCGGCUAGCAUUACCCGGUUCGCGCCCAAUGGGGAAUCUCUGGCCGUUGGAAACUGGGGUGGAGGCAUCAAGCUUCUUACAGUACCAAAUCUAGAAGAGAAGAUCACGCUUCGCGGACAUACAGACCGAGUUGGCGGCAUCUCAUGGCUCCCAGGCGCCACUCUGGCUUCCUCGAACAUAUCCCAAGACUCUGUAAACCUUGCAUCGGGGGGAGGUGAGGGCAAUGUGCACCUGUGGUCUCUUAACCAAGAUACCCCCCUUUCUACGUUAUCCGGACAUUCCGGGCGUGUGUGCCGCGUCGAGUUCCAUCCCUCUGGGGAAUACCUGGCAUCCGCUUCCUUCGAUACCACCUGGAGACUCUGGGACGUGCGGACUAGCACUGAGUUGCUAUUACAAGAAGGCCAUUCUCGCGAGGUCUUUUCGCUGGCAUUUAACCCCGAUGGAUCUCUCCUUGCCAGCGGUGGGCUGGAUAGCAUUGGCCGCAUCUGGGAUUUACGGACAGGCCGCACAGUAAUGAUCCUGGAAGGGCAUAUCCGCGAGAUAUAUACUUUGGACUGGGGAAUCGACUCAUACCGGGUGCUUUCUGGUUCCGGGGAUGGCUGGGUUAAAUGCUGGGAUAUCCGGCAAGUCCGCGGGACAGGCGGCGUUGGUGCCCACAAGGGUGUGGUGUCCGAUCUGAGAUGGUAUAAAGGCACCGAAGCCACAUCGUCUUACUUGCCCACGCUUUCUCAGGGAGAGUUGAACGGAGAUGUGACAAUGUCGACGAAUCCCGACCAGGUAUCACGGCACCCGGCUCAACCAAAGAAGGCCGGGACAUUCUUUGUGAGCGGUGGCUUCGAUAAAAAUGUCAACGUCUUUAGCGCCGAUGACUGGUCAUUGGUGAAAUCGCUAAGUGGCCACUCUGGGAACGUGCUCAGCGUUGACGUGAGCGAUGAUGCAAAAUGGAUCGCGAGUUGUGGGCAUGAUCGCACAGUUAAGCUAUGGGGAAUUGAAGGCUGA